AUGACGCCUUCCAGAUUCUUAGUUUUCCUAUCCCUUGUGCACUGUACUUUGCAGUCACUGGAUGACACAAAAAGAUUUUGGACAAAAGAUGCAUCAACUGGUGUUCACUAUCAGAUAAACUUAGAAUCAACUCUAACUUGGCACCAAGCAAGGAAUAGCUGUCAGCAGCAAAAUGCAGAACUACUAAGCAUCACAGAGAGAGAAGAGCAAACAUAUAUUGGAGAGCUAAUCAAAAAAUACAAUUUUGCUUUCUGGAUUGGAUUGAAUGGUUUGAAUUUCAACAGUGGAUGGCAGUGGGCUGGGGGCCAUCCUUUCAGGUAUUUAAACUGGGCUCCAGGAAGUCCUUUCUCAGCCCCUGGGAAAAUCUGUGGAGUGAUGAGUCCCAGAAAGAAUGCUAAAUGGGAAAACCAAGCAUGCAAUCAGAGACUCAGAUACAUCUGUGAAAAGAGAAACUCCAGUUCAAAGACUGACAUACCCAUGGAGAAAUUGAGACCUGUUAAAUGCACUGAUGGUUGGCAGCCAUAUGCAGGCCACUGUUAUACCAUUCAAAGAGAACCCAAAGUAUGGAAAGAUGCUCUGACUUCAUGUAAGAGACAAGAUGGAGAUCUGGCAAGUGUCCAGAGUGUUGCUGAAUUAAGCUUUCUAGUGUCACAGCUUGGUUACAAGCCAACAGAAGAACUAUGGCUUGGUCUGAACGAUCUCAAGGUUCACUUCUAUUUUGAGUGGAGUGAUGGGACUCCUGUGACGUUCACCACAUGGCAACGUGGACAUCCCACCUACCCAAGUGGUCUAGAAAACUGUGUUGUCAUGAAGGGACAGGAUGGGUAUUGGGCCACUGAUAUUUGUGAUAAGAAACUUGGCUACAUCUGUAAAAAGGAAUCUUCAUCCCAAUCCUCUGAGGAAGAGAAGAUCAAAGACCCAGGCUGCCAAAGAGGUUGGAGAAGACACGGUUUUCAUUGCUAUUUGGUGGGCUCUGCAUUUUUAACAUUCUCAGAUGCAAAUAAGACGUGUGAACAGAACAAAGCAUAUCUCACUACAGUGGAAAACAGAAAUGAGCAAGCCUUUCUAAUUAGUCUGACUGGGCUGAGGCACGAAAAAUAUUUCUGGAUUGGUCUCUCGAACUUCGAAGAGCGUGGGACUUUCAGGUGGACCAGUGGCAAAACUCCUCUCUUCACACACUGGAAUACAGACAUGGCAGGAAAGGAGCGAGGCUGCGUUGCCAUGAGAACUGGCAUUGCUGCGGGGUUAUGGGAUGUUGUCAGCUGCGAGGAGAGAGCAAAUUUUCUUUGCAAACAGCUGACUGGGGAAGCUCCAUCACGGGCGCCCACUGCCACAUGCGCUGCUGGCUGGGACCCCGCGCCCCGGAUGGGCAUGUGCCUCAAGUUUUUUGUUAGGAUGGGAAAUGAAAAGAAGACUUGGUAUGAAGCAGAAGAGUUCUGUAGAGAAAUAGGAGGAAAUCUGGUUACAAUCAAAACAAGAGAAGAUCAAAUUCUAAUAUGGCAAUUAGCAUCGGCUAAAGGACUGAAUACUCAGGCUUUCUGGAUAGGUUUGUUUCACUUAAAUCCUGAUGAAGGAUAUGCCUGGAUUGAUGGUUCUCCUGCAACUUAUGCGUAUUGGGAUGAAGAUGAACCCAACAACUAUCAAGGCACUGAACAUUGUGUGAUGUUUAAUAAAUCACCGCAAAUGCGCUGGAAUGACUUGAACUGCGAAAAUUCACUUAAUUGGAUUUGUGAAGCAGAAAAAGGUAUAUUACUAAAACCUGAGCCGAACAACAGCUUUGAAUAUGAAGUCACUGAUGAUGGAUGGCUUAUAUACAGAGAUAAGCAAUACUAUUUCAGCAGUGAAAAUGCCCACAUGGAAAAAGCCCGAGAAAUCUGCAAGAAAAGCUUUGCAGAUCUUGUUGUCAUUGAGAAUGAAAGUGAAAGAAAAUUUCUUUGGAAAUAUGUAAGCAUUUACAGGAAAGGUGUGAAAAACUAUUUCAUUGGUUUAGUUGCCAGCUUUGAUCGGAAAUUCAGCUGGCUGGAUGAUACCCCUGUGAACUAUGUUGCUUGGGCUCCAGGUGAACCCAAUUUCGCAAAUAAUGAUGAAAACUGUGUGAUAAUGUCAGAUUUUGGCUUUUGGAAAGAUAUCAGCUGUGCUCAGAAAAAUGACUUCAUCUGUGAAAGGCGCAAUUCCACUCACUCGGUGCUUGCUCCUACAUUACUUCCAUUUUUAGGAGGAUGUCCUGAAACUUGGCUUUUGUUUAAUAAUAAGUGUUACAAAAUAUUUGGAUACGCCAUAGAAGAAAGACUGACCUGGCACGCUGCAAGGAGCGCUUGUAUAGAAUCAGGGGGAAACCUGGUCUCUAUACACAAUGCACAAGUGCAAGCCUUCCUCACCCUCCUCCUAAAAGAUAUCUCAGGUGAAACCUGGAUUGGUCUGAAUGAUAUUAACCAGGAGCAUACAUACGUGUGGACAGAUGGAAGUGUAUUUGACUACUCAAAGUGGGGAAGAAAAUUCCCAUUUAGAGACAAAUACAUUAAUAUUGACUGGAAUUUUAUUACGAUAGAGACUGACUGUAUUGCAAUGAUGAAAGGAUCUGAAGAUGAAGCAGGCUCCUGGGGAAACACUGACUGCCAGCACAACAAGAGCUAUAUUUGCCAGAUGGACAGCAAGUCUGAAUUAUUUCAUUCCACACCUGCUUCAGAGUUUGAGUUCAUCCACUAUGAAAAUAGCAGCUAUUUAGUGAUUCCUUCUAAAAUGAGUUGGGAUGAAGCAAGGAGAGCCUGCAAGGAGAAAUCGUCACAGCUCGCCAGCAUUUUAGAUUACUACACUAAUAUAUUCUUGCUGAUGCAGGCAGCACAGCAUGGAGAGCCCCUAUGGAUUGGUCUCAAUAGCAAAGUGAAUGGCUACUACAGAUGGAUUGAUAACAGGAAAAUGAAUUAUUCUGAAUGGAACUAUGGUGAACCCAAAUGGAAAAUAGCCUGUGUCUAUUUAAAUCUCUAUGGAACUUGGAAAACAGCACCUUGUAAAGAAAAACAUUUUCCUGUCUGUCAAAAAUCUGACGGUAUAGCUUCUUAUGAUCUUCCACAGGAGAAUGGCAAGUGUCCUGAAUCUGAUCACAUCUCUUGGAUUCCUUUCCAAAGCCACUGCUAUAACUUCAACUCCGAUGAAGUGAGCUGGUCUCAGUCUGUGACUAAAUGUGUUCAAUCAGGUGGUACUUUGACUUCUGUAGGAGAUCUGGUUGAAUCAAACUUUUUAGCAGAACAUGCAGACUACUUAUCAAGCAGGACAAGUGGGAUUUGGAUAGGACUAUACAGAAAUAUAAAUGGGAAGCUCCUCUGGCAGGACAACACUGCGUUAGACUUUGUCAACUGGGCUGAAGGACAACCUUCAGGGGAUCAGCUUGAUUACUGCGUAGAAAUGUCUACCUCUUCUGGGUACUGGAGUAUCAUUUCAUGUUCUUCGCAAAGGGGAUAUGUUUGUAAGCGGUCAAAGAUUAAAGCAACUUCACUUAUUCCAGCAAAUGUGGAAGAUGCUGAAAAGGAGAUGCCACAUGGUCACACCACAAUUUGGAUGCUACUUAGUCUGAUCCUGCUUAUUUUAGUAGGAAUGGCCUUCAUGAUUUAUUUCUUAUUCAAGCUCAAAACCCAAGACAAUUGCUUUUUGCAGCGCAGCACACUAGACUACAGCAAUGCUCUAACUGGAACAGGCGAUGAAAAUGAUUUUCUGACUGACAAAGAAAUAAAUGAACACAGUGUUGUCUAA
This is a messenger RNA of Tinamus guttatus (white-throated tinamou), 3747 nucleotides long. The record is from RefSeq and is a predicted model, not a curated record. Lineage: Eukaryota; Metazoa; Chordata; Aves; Tinamiformes; Tinamidae.